This is a messenger RNA of Perkinsus marinus ATCC 50983, 382 nucleotides long. RefSeq lists its product as hypothetical. The transcript has 3 exons. Lineage: Eukaryota; Perkinsozoa; Perkinsida; Perkinsidae. The annotation marks the transcript as partial. The record is from RefSeq and is a predicted model, not a curated record.
UUCAAUUUGAGCAGCCAUUCGCUACAGUCAUCAGAGAUCCUCGAAGCCUUUUUGAAGGAGAUGUUGAGGAUACUGCCUCGAGAGAGCUCUCAUUGGUUGGCAUCGGUGGUAUGGGGGUCAUCGCUGCUUACUAUGAAGCACCAAGCGCCUGACUUGCUCAACGUCUACCGUCAAUCAGAGUCUCAUGGAGCUCAACAGGGUAACCCAAUCGAGACGAAACAUUCGAGACGAACUCGAGAAGAACAUCGUGAGAGAUCCCCGGAGCGAGGCUUCAAGCAGGAUGUAUCAUUCAUGGCUGCUGACAUUUUCACCGCUCCUUGAUUAUCCUAUACCAUUCUAUGUCGUAUUACCAUUAUUCUACAAUAACCCUUUCAGCUGUUUC